Molecule: messenger RNA, 297 nt
Organism: Staurois parvus
Lineage: Eukaryota; Metazoa; Chordata; Amphibia; Anura; Ranidae
Source: the annotation of a GenBank genome assembly
CAUCAGGGGCGGACUGACCAUUCGAGCACUCGGGCACUGCCUGAGGGCCCAGGGUCAGUAGGGGACCCCAUGAAAUGCCCCUGGUACCUUUUAUAGGCUUUUUGGGUGUGCUUUGAGUGAGGGCAAGGACACAGGGGCCCCAUGAUCCCCUAUUGCCUGGGGGGCCCCAUGAGUUGUCAGUCCACCCCUGCUCCCCAUAAUUGCCAAGCAGAAUCUAGUAAUAUAUUAAAGCCCAACUCUGUCACGGUCUGGGUCAGGUUCAGAGACCAGUUGCUACAGCAGUAAAAUAUUCCAUUC